Molecule: messenger RNA, 1181 nt
Organism: Salvelinus fontinalis (brook trout)
Lineage: Eukaryota; Metazoa; Chordata; Actinopteri; Salmoniformes; Salmonidae
Product: signal recognition particle 14 kDa protein
Exons: 5
Coding region: 95-427 (110 amino acids)
Biological process (GO): SRP-dependent cotranslational protein targeting to membrane
Cellular component (GO): signal recognition particle, endoplasmic reticulum targeting
Molecular function (GO): endoplasmic reticulum signal sequence receptor activity; 7S RNA binding
Source: RefSeq, a predicted model, not a curated record
GUUGAAAGGUCACGGAGCAGAGUUUCAUGUUGUAGUACGUGUGCUUCUGACGGGCUAGCCAUCUAGCUGAAGCUACAGAAUUGCAGUGGGAAUCAUGGUACUACUUGAAAACGACUCGUUUUUGACGGAGCUGACACGGCUGUUCCAGAAAUGCAGGACCUCAGGCAGUGUUGCCAUCACGUUAAAGAAAUAUGACGGGAGAACCAAACCAGUCCCCAGAAAAGGCCAACAAGAAAGUUAUGAACCAGCAGACAACAAGUGUCUACUCAGAGCGUCAGACGGCAAGAAGAAAAUCAGCACAGUGGUUAGCACCAAAGAAGUAAUCAAGUUCCAGAUGGCAUACUCUAACCUCCUGAGAGCACAUAUGGAUGGUCUUAAGAAGAAAGACAAGAAAAGCAAAAGCAAGAAAACCAAAGCCACCCAAUGAGCAACAGACUCUUUCAUAGCAUACUGGGGGAACCCAGACUGGCCUGUACCACCUCCAAGGCGAUCCAACUAUCAUCUCUACCCCCAUCCUUCCUGCUGCUGGCUGCGGCCCACAAUCUUCCACCUGGGGACUGCUUUGACAUCAUGCCAUUGUUUACACAGCAGUGUCUCAUCCCUGGCCAGUGUAUGGCAUCGGUCUAUAGGGAUGAAGGGAAAGCUGAGGAGUUUAACACUCAGAGAGGAUACUAUAAGUGAGCUGCCUUUUUAGAUCAACCCCCCUACCCCCAUGUCAACAUCUCUGGUCUGGAUCCAAAUGACACAGAGAGUUGAUGGGGACACAAACACACAUCCAUGUAUCUUUCUCCCACACCCCAUCAUCAUCGUUUAUGUAGUCACGGAAAGGAUGGAGCGCGUUGAUAAAAUGCCUUUCAAAUCGUUUUCAUUUUAACUACUAUCUAUUUAGUCAGUUCGGUUUGCAUGCAUCAAUUUGAUUACAUAUUCACUAAAGUGCUGAUUUUACUUUCCAACUGGGCCUUGUCUUAACCAUUUAUGGAUAGAUGAUUAAAUGUAUAACUAUAUACUAACUAUGAGUGAAGCUGCCACAUGCAUUUGUUAGGGUUGGGGCUGAAUGUUUUUUUUGCCAUUUGGAAAUGUUAGAUUAUUAUAUUUUAUGGUGGAAAGUGAGAUACAGAAUUGUUUAUGUUUUUACUUAAGAAGAAAUGAUUAAAUGGGAGAGUUCCUUAUUGGUCCAAUUA